UCAACUCAUCUUCAUUUAAAUCUUUCAACUGUGUACUGACGCUUUAAUUCAGCGCGAGCAGCACUGCAAAAAAAAAUAAUUUAGACUCAACGCCGAAACUCCUGCUUCACUGCUGCUCACUUCCGGUGUAAAAUUUUAGCAGUGCAGAGAUUAGAGAUUACAAACUGCAGUUUUGUCGUCAUUCCACACAAGAGACAUCUUCUUUACACACAGCACCAAAUCAAUGUUUUCCCGCCCUCUUUUGAUUGACGGGAUAUAAUCAGCCCUGAUUGUCGGAUGUUUCUAAACUAUUGGCCGAUGGCCCAUAGCGUGAUAAAUUUCCUUUAUCGGCAGAUUAUUGGCUGAUACAUCGGUGCAUCUCUAGAAUUAAUUGCAUUUUUUAUUUACAUUUUUUUCCUUUAAAAAAAAAAAGAGGAGAAGAAACAGAAGGUAUUAUACACAUUAAGGUAUUCGAUGCAUUCCAAACCCUAUUUCUGUGAAUUUAACGGAGAAGCUGUUUUAACACGAGUUUGCUGUAUAAUAAUAAAGAACUGACAAAAUGGCAUAAUGAGCAAUUGAAGAGUUACGAAUACUACUUCUCAUUUUGAUUAGGAAAGGUUUGCCUUCUGUGAAGGCUGUUGAAAUGAUUUGCCAUGUUUUGAAAUGGACUUGUAGCACUUUUGAAGUUGUAAUCGUGUAGAAACUGAGCUCCGAAAUGUUUUGAGUUUUAACAAUGGGUUAAAUUGGAUCAUUUCAGUACACUGACAUAACACUCAGCCUGUGCUCCAUGUCAUGGAUGGUUUUAACCAGUGUGGUUUAAAUGGGUGAAAUCCUGUUACGCAUUUGUCAACAAUAAAGAUUCACUGGGAAAAAAAACUACUUUUUUAAAAAUUAUUGUUAAGAAAAUGAAGGGGAGAACAGUUGAUAAAGUAAAAAAAAGGUGUGGGGAUACAUUUUAAAAAAAAGAAAUAUUGAAAUAUUAUGCACAUGUUCAUGUACUCAAACACACAUACACACACAUUGAUCAGCCAUAACAUAGAACCACUGACAGGUGAUGUUCAAGGUGUUGACUUGGCCUUCAAAGUCCCCAGAUCUCAAUCUGAUCGCGCAUGUAUGGGAUAUACUGGACAAACAAAUCCGAUCCAUGGCGGCCUCACCUCGCAACUUACAGGACUUAAAGAAUCUGCUGCUAACGUAUGGCUUUACUGUAUGUAAUUAAAGGGGAGAGAGAGAGAACGAGAGGGGGGAUUUCUAAAAAAUGCAACAAGAUAAUGAAUGUAUAGAUUAGACAAUAGUAUGUUACAUUCUGUUUAUAUUGACUAUUCAUGCAGGUGCUGUUCUGUUGCUUGCUCAUCUGAGAUCAUUAACCCAUCAGGGUGGCUCUUGAGUGAUGCUGAGUUUUGUUCUGUUAAGAAGAUUCAGCUUGGUCCUGGUCCAUUAUCCAUCCAUAGGUGAUCUAUUGUGGUGUGUAUUUAUUUGGUCUUCAAGUCCAAUCUCUCUUUCGCCUGCUCCCGUUUGGGGUCGCCACUGCGGAUCACCCGUCUGCGUAUUUCAAAUCUGGCACGAGUUUUACGCCAGAUGCCCUUCCUGACACGCCCUUCCUGACACAACCGUCCCCGUUUCCAGGCUUGGGACCAGCACCGACUCCUGCAACCCUUCCAGUGACUGGGGUCGGUUGACUGGGAAUCGAACUCAAGACACAGCGGUGAGAGAACCAGCCUUUAGAAUUCUUGGGACAUCCAUUCAGACAUGAAGAUCCUUGUUGUUAUUGCUAUUGCUGUUUUUACUGGCUGCCAAGCCAGUGUUAUACGACAGGAUAAGGCCAAACCCAGUAUAGAGAUGGUAAAAGACGCAUUCUGGGAUUAUGUGUCCAAGGCAACCCUAACACCCAAAGACAUCCUGCAGAAGAUUAAGGAGUCUGAAAUGGGGAAAGAAGUCAACAUUAGGAUCUCUGAGAGUGGAGAUGCCAUCAACCAGUAUGCUGUGGCCGUUAGUGGUCAGGUGACUCCUCUGACUCAGGAACUGCUGGCUAAGAUGUCCCAGGAGGUCGAGCAGCUGAAGGCACGUCUGCAGCAGGACGUAAGCUCUGUGAAGACCCAACUGGAGCCGUACAUUGAGGAGCUGACGUCAGAUAUCCAGCAGCAGGUGGAACAGUGGAAGAAGGACGUGGCUCCCUAUACAGACAGUCAGCAACCUGAGGCUCUAAAAGCUGCUCUGCUCCAGAAGAAUGAGGAGCUGAAAAUUAAUCUGGAAAAGAGUGUGAGUGAGCUUCAGGCCAAGCUGGGACCACAAGCAGAGGAGCUGGAAAAACAUCUGCAGGACUUCCAGAAGAACAUAGCUCUGUUUGUUCAGAACAAUGGGAAGGUGCCCCAGACAUUGGAUCUGUACACCCAAGACCUGAAGACCCAACUCACUGCUCUGUGGGAUUCAUUUACCAAAAACAUUCAGUAAUCAGACUUGAUUUGAUGUUUUCAUAUUUACAAUCUUGCAGUGAAGUAACAGAGAACUCUUAAAUGGUGUAAAGGAUUGACUGCUGAUUCUAGCAACUUUUCCUUUUUUAUUUUUAUCAUUUAUGUUUGUAUUUAAGGACAAUUCAAAAAAUAAUCUGUUUCAGAAGAAAACAAAAAACAAUACUCCUAGAGGUAUUCUUGGAAAAAUACUAAUUAAGGGCAAAAGUCUUAAGAAUACAAGACAAAAGGUACAAAUAAUCAUAGCCAAUAAUAUUGCACUCAAACUUCAUUGAGGCUAGCCAUUCUGGAAAAGGGCAAUGGUCAUUGGAAAAUUUCUACUUGAAUUAAUUGGUCUCUGUUUGCAAGAGGUUUUUAAUGAACAAUUAAUGCUCCAAACUGCAUUACAGCCACAUAAGGAUAGGUGAAGGGAAUUCUCUUAUAUCAUGUACUCUCUUAUAUUAUGAACUGCUAUUAAGACACCUUGGAUACGGGGAAUACUGGGUUAUAGCUUCUGUUUGUGUAUCUCUGUGCUGUCAAAUACCUAUGAUGAAUGUAUUCAUUUAAUUACCUCUUUGAAGAAGCUGAUCAACUGCCACCCUUUAUUAUAGCUGACACAUGUAUUUUCUAUACCUUGAAAAGACUUAUUUUUGUAGUGUGACUGUGUGUGCUGUGUGCUUUGUCUGAAUCGGUCUAGCACCUGCACAAGUAGAAACCCGCCCCCGCACUGCCGCUAUGUGUAUAAAAUAUUAUCUAUGUGUAUAAAUACUCCUGUUUUGCAUGAAUAAACCGGAUGUGUCUGUGAACAGCAUGUGUGUCAGUGUGUGUUCAUUUAGACUCUCCAGGCCUGAAACGCUCUGCGGUCAACGACACAUAGCACAGAACUAAGAGUUAAGAGAAAUAAAAGGCUGUAAGGCUGACGGGGGACCGAACGACAUAAUCUGAGAUUCCUUAUCUCUUACAAUAGGUUUCAUGAGAAUUAUCAAGAAGGCAUCUCAAAGUAGCUUUAUAUCAGAUCAUAGUCCUUCCUACUGUAUUUUUAACAACACCUGCUAAGCAUUACAAAUUCCCUUGCUAAGUUAUUAGUUAUUUAACAGAAUUUAAAAUGUUAUAACUUAUGGUUGAGACACAUACAAUAGGAUAAAUAGUUCAGUUCAGGAAUUUUUCAGAACUUAUAGUAGAACAUAUAAAAUCUGACCAGGUUUUCCCAGGCCACCACAAACACAUACACAGUAUGCAUAUUUCUUUCAUUGCUCUCAGGCUCCAGAAAAACAUAUUUUGUCUUUGACAAAAUUCCUAUUUAGCUGUCCUGUAAAUUGUAGACCCAUAAUAAAAAAGCUUUUAUUACCCAUCACAUUAGGGAAAACCAAAGACAAAAAAUAGAUGGUUAUUGACCAGCUCAUGUCAGGUAAUGUAAAAAAACAUUAUCUUCUGCAAAUAACAGGGAUGUUUCCCCUACCUUAUAUAAUUAUCAUUUUGAAGGUGCUACCAUAGUAAGUUUUGAGGUUAACAAAACACCAGAGAUUUCGGGCACUAACUCCUGAUGGGAAGGUAUGUCCACUGGGUUCUCAACUCAACAAUAUCUCCAGUAGAGGUCAACAUUCUACUGCAUUUGCUAAGCAGAGCUUGUGCAUGCCAUGGUCUAAUCUUAUUCUGUGGCGUUUUGAUAGAAUUGGGGCAGCCAAAAAGUCUUUUUCAUUUGAGUCUCCAAAUUCCUCACAUGCCUGAGCCUUCGCUUGUGUGUCUGCUUUUGCCACAGCCAUAUUGGCACUAUUAUACAUCCGAAUAGAAUCAGGAGAGCCCUCUGUGAAUAUUACUUGGAUUAUUACUAUGAUUGAGCACUUGAACAAGGUCUAUACAGACUCAAUGUUCCCAACCUCACUUUGUACACAGAACACAUUUUGAAGGUGUUAGAUAAUUUCAUCUCUCACAAGAGCUUCUGCCAGACACUCUCAAGCAACCUGGAAGGCUCUUCUGGGUUUAUCAGGUAAAUCUGGCCAGCGCCCUUUGUGACUAAUCUAAUGCAUCACCAAGUGGUAAUCAGUUGACAACUCGGCCCCCUCUUUAACUGAGGGUCCAAAAUGAGUGUCCUCAAGUCUGAGGAUGCAAACACAAAGUUGAUCAUUGACCUUUGACCCAAGGUUCUCUGGUAUCAAGCACACUUAUGAGCAUUGACAAUUUGUGCCUUGUGAUGCCACAUUUCACCACAUUGAGUUCAGCUCCAGGAGGGCAUUCCUCCCAACCCUUCCAAGUAUCAUUCCAAAUAUGAGCACUGAAUUCCCCAGGAGCACACUCUGGGUCAAAAGUUCCUGGUGACAUACCAGUACACAAAGUACACAAAGUACACUUCUGCACAACAAGAUUUUGAUCCA
This is a messenger RNA of Ictalurus furcatus (blue catfish), 4798 nucleotides long. RefSeq names its product apolipoprotein A-IV a (gene apoa4a). The coding region runs from base 1729 to 2430 and encodes 233 amino acids. Gene Ontology annotation, biological process: positive regulation of lipid biosynthetic process; high-density lipoprotein particle assembly; cholesterol homeostasis. The transcript has 6 exons. Gene Ontology annotation, molecular function: phosphatidylcholine-sterol O-acyltransferase activator activity; phospholipid binding; cholesterol binding. NCBI's taxonomy places the organism in Eukaryota, Metazoa, Chordata, Actinopteri, Siluriformes, Ictaluridae. Gene Ontology annotation, cellular component: blood microparticle; extracellular region; chylomicron. The record is from RefSeq and is a predicted model, not a curated record.